GGGAUUUCUGUGUCUGUCCCACCCCCUGCUCUGGUCAGGCAAGCUCAUUGUCUGGUUCACUGCUAUGUCACCAGCACCUAGGACAAUCCUUGGCACAGAGGAGGUGCUUGGUUAAUAUUUGUUGAAUGAAUAUUAACCCAACACCCAUUUCUUACCAGUUUUAUGGAUGGAAAACAAAUGGAGGUCAAGGGGUGAAGGAAAUAUUAAAUGUCCUCGGUCAGCAUCGUUCAGUACUUUGGUACUUUGGUUGUCUUUCCUUAGGAAUCUGGUCAGCAGCCCUGAACGGAGACCUGGGCCGAGUGAAGUAUUUAAUCCAGAAGGCAGUGGACCCUAGUCAGCCCGACUUGGCCGGCUACACCGCUCUGCACUAUGCCAGCCGCAAUGGACACUACGCAGUAUGCCAGUUCCUGCUGGAAAGUGGGGCCAAGUGUGACGCCCAGACACGUGGGGGUGCCACCGCUCUGCACCGGGCCAGCUACUGUGGGCACACGGAGAUCGCACGGCUUCUGCUCUCCCAUGGGUCCAACCCCAGGCUGGUAGAUGAUGAUGGCAUGACCAGUCUACAUAAGGCUGCUGAGAAUGGUCACGUGGAUAUCUGUUCCCUUCUGUUGCAACACAGCCCAGCCCUGAAGGCUGUCCGAGAUCGGAAGGCACGACUAGCAUGUGACCUGCUGCCUCACAACAGUGAACUGCGGGACCUGCUGGCCAGUUGAAUCACCACCCUUCUGUCUCAGGCUGCCGUGCAAGGGUACAUAGACUAGGUCUCCAAGCCCCAGCUUUGGUCAGCAUCCAUGCUGCAGGGUGGGAAAGUGAGGCCUGAAGACCCAGGAAGAGCCUGAUUUUGGCCCCUGGAGUGAUGGAGUAGAUUUGGGGGGCUGCAAGUGCUUAAGCCUGGACAGAUGACCCUAUUCUAAAUUAGUUCAUGUGGAAACAUCUAUCCAUUUGGAAAAAAUAAAGUUAUAUCCUUACCUCACCCA
Molecule: messenger RNA, 977 nt
Organism: Myotis lucifugus (little brown bat)
Lineage: Eukaryota; Metazoa; Chordata; Mammalia; Chiroptera; Vespertilionidae
Gene: ANKRD39
Product: ankyrin repeat domain 39
Exons: 3
Coding region: 126-713 (195 amino acids)
Molecular function (GO): protein binding
Source: RefSeq, a predicted model, not a curated record